AUGACAUUAAUUUAAAUCCUCAUAUUGAUUUUUUUUACAGACACAACCUAAUUUAGUUAAAGUAUAAGUAUCUAAACAACCUUAACAAUCAAUAGGAGAAGUACAAGAAGUACAAGAUGAUGGGCAAGUCAAACAUUUUACUUCAUUUCUACUGUAAUAUUAAUUACCUAAGCAUUCAGAUUAUGAGAAUUUUAUAACAUUUACAUUGUAUGUACUAUUCCAUUAGGUGCAAGUAUGUUGAUCUGUGCAUUAUAAACAAAAUGGCUAACAUUAAUGAACAGCAAUAUAAUAAUUAAGAAAUGCACAAUAUGAUGUAACAGGUUCAUUUUCAAUACCAAAACAUUCCCAUUACAUAUUUAACGAAUUAGUAUUAUGGAUAAUUUUAUAAUAAACUCUAAAGGUUUUUGUUCCAUCAUCAUUGGGGUUUGGGACCAUACCAAUAUCAAUAGAUUCAGUAGGAUAUGAUUCAAUAGUGA
Molecule: messenger RNA, 476 nt
Organism: Paramecium primaurelia
Lineage: Eukaryota; Ciliophora; Oligohymenophorea; Peniculida; Parameciidae
Source: the annotation of a GenBank genome assembly